AGCAGACUGAUUUCCAAUUCCACCAAGUCAUGAUGACCAGAACAAGAAUCAGUAGUUCUUGCACACGCCCUCAAAGACGGUCACGACCCUUAUCUACACGACUUUCACAACUAUCAACAACAUGUUGCUUAGUCCUCGUAGCUCCUCUCUUGUUACGAUGUGGUGGUUUCGCGAGCGGCGUAGGGGAGAAGGGUCUUCUUCCGUUCACACCAGCUCCCUGGACAUGGAGCCCGAUUGCAAGACCUCUGCAGUCCACGGCCUCCUAUUCCUAUGCCAUACAGGAGGUACAGGACGUGGAGGUCAAGAAAGGCAGGCCACCUUUGAAGAAUCCACGGAAAUUGGCAGCAGCAUUACGCGCAGGCACCUACGAAGAUCCUCAGAGACGGAAGAUACUUGACCUGAAUUAUACAGCCUACAACGAAGGGAGAUCAUCAGGUCCUCCUGUAAAAACAAAAGAGAGCCAUGACCGCAGCUCCUAUAUCCACCGUGUGAUAGAGGCCUUGCGCCCUCUGCGACAAGGAUAUCGCCAAUACGAUUUUGACGAUGAAAAAUUGGCAGUAACGGAAAAUGCUGAGGUCGCCCAAAAAUGGAAUGUGCACCUAGAAGCGUUGGAGCAUAUAGCAGAUGAAGCAGAUGAUAGUACCACAAACAGAGGUGACGAGGGAUCCUCUAAUAUUGGCCUCCUGGCUUCCCACCACAGAUGGGAUCCAUGCCUAGGGUUCGGUGCGCAACUGAGUCGACAACUCUUCUAUGAUUUGGCCACGUUCUUUCCACCUACGACACGCUUCCUGGAACUCGGGAUAUUGCAUGGUUCGACAACGGCUUUUUUGGCGUUAAGGAAUAGGUUGUUGGGGUUGAAGUAGUCUUCUUCAGCCUUAGGCAGAGGUAAUGAUCUACUGAAAAAAUAUUGGUCUCCUGUCUAUCGUCUACGUCUACUCGAAAACUGAAAAUAACCGUGUUACUGACUGAAAUAUGGGAGGUAGCUUUGUUCUUCCUUGUUUAGUAUCUCGCUCAUUUUCAGUAGUUACUCGCUUAUUUCAGUUUUUCGAAUAUGAGUUCUUUUAUGGUCAUCCAGGGGCGGAGGGGUGAGAAGCUUUACCAUCAGAUCUAACUAAUGCAACCUUCGCAAGUGUCCGCGCGGUUGAUUUGCAGAAAUGGGCCUUCGAUCAUGCGAGGUUGAGCAUACAAACCUUAGCGCAAAAACUUGGAUCGACCGUAACAAGCGCCAGUGUGCUCCAGAGCCGUGUGACCUUCACACAACUAGACCUGUAUUCCGAAAGUUGGGAGGCGGCUUUCACCGGAACGACUGCGGGAGACGAAUUUGACGUAGCGAUUAUAGACGCGGCGCACACGUAUCGUGAAGUGUUGAGCGAUUUGACCAAUCUUUUGAGGAUUUUUCCUGGCGUGAAGUAUCUGGUCUUAGACGAUAUGGACCAUGCGGAUGUGAGAUUAGCUUUGAAAGACUUCAUGGACGAGUAUAAACCUGGCACUCUAGAUUGUCGAUGGCCCGUAGGUGCGUCGCCAGACGACCAUUGCGUAGUGCGAGAGAGUUUUCUACUGCAACGAGAACUCUACAGGCGCUUGCGUAUUCCAGAGCACAUAGAUCCUGAUGCGAGUCAACGAUUUGGGUAUGAGGCCGUGAUUUGUCGAGUUCUAGGAGGUGCUGUGGUGGACCUAGAACUAGAGGGCGAUCAUGAUGAUGAAUCCGUGGAUAUCAAUAAGCGCAAGAGGAGCAUCAAUAGCACAAGAACAUUAAAACAGAGACGUCGUGGCACACCUCAUGCAGCAACUUUUGAAGCUGCGUUUGAUGCUGCUCUUGCCCUUCACGAUCGAUCCUUGAUACUGUACAGUAGCGGUGGCAGCUAUGUCCAAGAAGAAGCUUCUUCAGCAAAAAGAGGCACAGAACACUUAGUUCUCUCUCAAGAAACAGGAAGUCGGGGUACAACUCUGGCUAUUGCGGGUGAAGACGAGCAAUCUUUUUUCGAAGAGGUGGAUGAAGUCAAGACUCCUACUACGAAAAGUCCUAAAGACGUUCACAAAGAACGCACUUCGCAAGCAAAACCUUUGGUGAAUGUGCAGUUCACUCGUCACGCAGCAGCAGUAGCACUGGAGGGACCGUCUUUGUUGAAAUUUAGUCUGAAGAAGGUACUUGGGACAUCAGACUACAAUAAGAAUAAUGGUAAUGUAGAAGUGUACACCACCGAUCCUCCAUUUCAAAGUCGCAUGCGUGAGGAUAGUGGAGGCGAAUCCCGCGACUCGCAAUCGAGCCGACUUACACUGGACCAAUUAGGACUUUUGCCUUUGAAGGAAAGCCUGAAGUUACUAAGACAAGGUCGGGAUCAUGUUGUCUUUGACGAGGACGAGGAAAUUGGCAUGGGAGGGGAACUUAAAUUAAGGUUAUUUACCAGAUUGUUUACGUCCUGUACUGUAACAUCCUUGCCCUUUUUCAAAUCGAAAAAAAUAUGAAAAGGAUAUUCUGAAAAACGUAAAAAUGCUACAGGCAGCUGCUCUAAGUAGAGAGUAUAUACCUGUCACAACAGCUUCAAAACUACAAUCGAGACGAUCUGAGCGAAUACUCAGAGUCUUUUACCCGCAUCUUUUGGAAGCACAUUUGCAACUACCAGAAAUGGGGACAAAAACUUCGCCCUUGUGGUUUUUGCGACAGAGACUAACUGGCGGUUCCGCGACUAGUGGAGGAGGCGUAAUAACUGUCCAAUUUGCGCUGGAGGAGGUGGGAAUGACACCGGAAGGAGGACAUAUUUUUUAUGGAUGCUGAUAUGAUCAAACCUAAUUCUUCUAAUUGAUUCCUUAUUCAAGACUGACCCAGUUGUUCAUCCUCAUUCAGUCAGUCUUCUUUCAAUCACUCAUUGAUUUCUCAUUCUCCCUGUCAAUGACUCGUUAUGAAUAUAGUGAGUGAUUGCAAACAACAUAAUAUGAACGAGCUUGGUAAUUCAUUCGAAAAUGCGUUUAGAUAUGAGGAAUUGAGUAUGAAUUUGGUGUCGUCAAGUUACAAUAACUCAUUGACGAGUCCUCCUCUAAUCCUCCCUCCGCUUUCGUCCAGCCGAGACCUCCAACCUUUUCGAACAAAGAGACUUUGAGCUCCGAGUCCACCCUGCUCCUGGAUUUAAGGGCUUUUACAUUGCAUCCUGCGCUACCAUUCUUGACGUGUUUCCCGAUAGGAAAGAGGUCAAGGAUGUUCUGAGGAAUGCAAUAGCGCAACCACUAAUGUGCUUCAUGCAGCAGAAGUGUACGUAAUUGAGGGUAAUGAGGAUAACUACGCGUGGACAUUCGAAGGAGUGAAAUCGCAUAAUCUGCGCGCCUUCCUGCGGAGGGAGAUGACUGGGUUGUAGCCGUGGGGAUGUAGAUUUAGACGCAAGCAAAUCAUCCAUGCAAGUGCUUACUCGCAAAAGACUCAUGAACUGUGAUUGUUUAAAAUUUUCUUUGAACAUCAUCUUCGCUUACGCGGCUACCCUUUCUUGUUCUCAAAAAUCUUCAGUGU
Molecule: messenger RNA, 3499 nt
Organism: Amoebophrya sp. A25
Lineage: Eukaryota; Dinophyceae; Syndiniales; Amoebophryaceae
Source: the annotation of a GenBank genome assembly